AUCCACCAAGUUCACUGCUCGCUCACAUCCAUUUUCCAAUAGUAUGACCGUGAUCUCAAAUGAUCCUAGUUGGUGGCCACUCAUCAAUGCGAAUCGUAAUUCCAGCUAUUUUGCAGUUGCCGCCUCUGUUGGGGUGAUCUAUGAUUGGGCACUAACAUUCGGACAAGAGGUGGAACUGGUCUGGAGGCAACGCUGGUCCCUCAUGACCAUAAUGUAUCUUAGUGUAUGUAACUGUUAUAAGUAUGAUUGGGAAGGUGUGUUUACUUGAAGAUAUGCUAGCUGCGCUGUCUUGGAAUAUCAUAUAUUGUGUAUG
Messenger RNA from Suillus paluster, 313 nucleotides. RefSeq lists its product as uncharacterized. Bases 44 to 268 code for a protein of 74 amino acids. Lineage: Eukaryota; Fungi; Basidiomycota; Agaricomycetes; Boletales; Suillaceae. The record is from RefSeq and is a predicted model, not a curated record. The transcript has 5 exons.